This is a messenger RNA of Apodemus sylvaticus (European woodmouse), 2591 nucleotides long. It is a transcript of the gene Drc1, whose product is annotated as dynein regulatory complex subunit 1. Lineage: Eukaryota; Metazoa; Chordata; Mammalia; Rodentia; Muridae. The transcript is spliced from 17 exons. The coding region runs from base 95 to 2443 and encodes 782 amino acids. The record is from RefSeq and is a predicted model, not a curated record. Gene Ontology annotation, cellular component: axonemal dynein complex; axoneme. Gene Ontology annotation, biological process: cilium-dependent cell motility; regulation of cilium movement; axonemal dynein complex assembly.
AGAGGAAAGUCCGUAUCUGGGAUACAAAUAUACAACAACUAUUAGUCCCCGACAGAGAAGCUGGGCUGGAGCGCUGCGCGACCGCGCUCCAGCGAUGGGUCAGGUGACUGCUUUCUCUUGGCAACGGCUUGUUCCUAGCAACCGGGCCGCCGGUCCAGGCCGAGCUGCCAGUGGGUGGGAGGUCGCCGCCAUGAAUCCGUCCAUUGGGGUCCUAGAGCAGAAUGGAGAAGAACACUUAGCCACCCCGAUUCUCGGACCCUCGGUGCAUUCGGAUAACCCGCAGGAGCGGAUCCAGGCCCGGCGCCUGCGCAUCGCUGCCCGCCAGGAAGCCCGAAGGCGGGAGGCCCUGGGGGAGUACUUGGACGGGAAGAAGGAAAGCGAGGAGGACCAGAGCAAGAGCUACAAACAGAAGGAGGAGAGCCGCCUGAAACUGACUAAACUCCUGCUCUGCGGGACUGAGUUGGUGACAAAUAUUCAGGUGGCUACAGACAUCAGAGAGAUCCACAGGAGGGUUGAAGAGGAGGAGACAAAACGGCAGAGACUGGAGAAGCUGGAGAAUGAAGUUAAGACCAGCCAGGACAAAUUUGACGAAAUCACGGCGAAGUGGGAGGAGGGCAGGCGGAAGCGGAUCCCGCAGGAACUGUGGGAGAUGCUCAACAGCCAGCAGGUGCACUGUGCCGGCCUCAUAGAAGACAAGAACAAGCUGAUCAGCGAGCUGCAGCAGGAAUUGAAAAUAAAGGAUGACCAGUAUGUGAAGGACCUGAAGAAACAGUCGGAAGACAUCACCCUGCUUCUGGAGAGGAUGGAGGAGCAGGUGAAGAGCGUGAUGAAGAACUUCCGCCAGGAGCUCAUUCACAUCGAGAAAGCCUUUGAGUCAGAACGACAAGAACUGCUAACCAGUAACAAGAAGAAAUGGGAGCGAGCCCUGCAGGCUCACAAUGCCAAGGAGCUGGAGUACCUCAUCAACCGCAUGAAGAAGGUGGAGGACUACGAGAAGCAGCUCAACAAGCAGCGGGUCUGGGACUGCGAGGAGUACAACACGAUCAAGAUCAAGCUGGAGCAGGACGUGCAGAUUCUUGAGCAACAGCUUCAGCAGAUGAAAGCAACUUACCAGCUAAACCAAGAGAAGCUGGAAUACAACUUCCAGGUCCUGAAGAAAAGAGAUGAAGAGAGCACAGUGAUCAAGUCCCAGCAGAAGAGGAAACUCAACCGCCUGCACGAUGUCCUCAACAACCUGAGAACAAAAUACACCAAGCAGAUACGGCAGUUUCAGGAUGACAACCAGUCCCUGACCUCAGACUACAAACGGCUCGUGACGCAGUUCAAGGACCUACAGAAGGCCUUGAGACACUUCAUCAUCAUUGACGAGGAGAAGUUUCGGGAGAUCUGGCUGAUGAAUGAAGCUGAGGCGAAGGUACUGGCGCAGCGAGCCUUUGAUGUGGACAAGAUCAUCCACUCCCAGCACCUGGGGCUGCCCUGGAAGCAGCCUAACCUCUGGUUCCUGAAUAACGUGGGCCCGAUCUCCCUGCAGCAGCAGAAGUCCGUCACGCAGAUACUAGAAGAACUGCUGCUGCAGACAGAAGAUGAGGGGACAGAGGCAGCCGGGUCCGAAGACGAGUCUUACAUGGACCUGCCCAAUCAAGUUUCAGCAAAAACCACCAAAAAGAUCCUGAUGCUGCUGUGUGACGAGUCGGGUUUCCUCAUAGAGAGCAAACUACUGAGUCUGCUCCUUCCCCUGGAGAAGAGUGAAUGCUAUCUGCUGAGGUUGGAUGCCAUCUUCUCUGCCCUGGCAAUCGAAAGCGAGGAUGACUUGUACAAGCUGGUAAACUUCUUCCUUCGAUAUCGAGCCCACCGUUUGUCCUCUGCCCAGGCCAGCAUGUCCGUUCACAGCAAUGUGGAGCGCACAAGCCUGAUGUCAGCGCUGGAGCGCUUGAGCCUGAUGUCCCAGAUGGACAGGGCAAGCACUGUGUCCAAAUCAGAGCAGGAGCCCCCAGAGCAGGAGGACCUGCAGGAAGGUGACAAUGAAAGCGUCGCGGUCAGGGAGCUGGAGCAGGAGGAUCUGUCUUCACCCAUGUUCAUCCACCCCAAUGAUGUUCUCAAGAUUCUGGAGGCAUUUGUCACGGGGCUGAAGAAGCCGAAGGAUGUUCGGCCAGUACCAAAAUUGAAGAAGCAGACUCGAGAUAACUCGAAGGACACGGAGUACUGGGAAUCCCUGGCUACGGUUAUCCCUUUCUCCAAGCAGAACCUCUGGGAUGCGCUGUACAACGCCUUGGAGAAAUACUACCUCGUGCUGACCCAGAGGGCCAAGCUGCUGAUGGAGAAUGACUCUCUGGAGCAACAGAAUGCAGAGAUGCAAUCCCUGCUGCAGCAGUAUCUCCAGGCCAAGGUAAAUUCAGAACUGCAGAUCCCCCCAACCCAGGGCUUCCGGAUGCCCUCAAAAUAGAGAAGCAUCUGCAAAGUGUGGCGUCAUCGAGUCUGCACCUGUCUCCUGAGAGCCACACCCACCCACCCUGGGUUUUUCUGAGCUGUAUCUAUCUGCCAAAAUAAGGCAGUGAUGCUCCCGAAGUUCUAAUAAAGUCUUUGAAAGCUUA